Aegilops tauschii subsp. strangulata is the source of this 621-nucleotide messenger RNA. The record is from RefSeq and is a predicted model, not a curated record. Lineage: Eukaryota; Viridiplantae; Streptophyta; Magnoliopsida; Poales; Poaceae.
AUGUAUGCUGGUCUUCUCAGUCAGCUCACUACUCGUCUUCACACUGAGUUCGCCAUCAAGGACUUGGGUCCUUUGCACUACUUCCUCGGUGUUGAGGUGGUGCGCCAUCCAGAUGGCUUCUUCCUUCAUCAGCGGAAGUAUGCUCAUGAGCUCCUGGAUUGUGCUGGCAUGCUUAACUGCAAGCCCGCCGCUACGCCUGUUGAUACGAAGGCCAAGCUCUCUGCCAUGGAUGGUUCUCCUGUUUCAGAUGCUUCCUUCUACCGGUCUAUCGUUGGUGCUCUUCAGUACCUCACUCUGACUCGACCGGAGAUCCAGUAUGCCGUCCAGCAGGUGUGUCUUCAUAUGCAUGCUCCUUGGGACAUUCACUGGCCCGCUGUCAAGCGGAUUCUCCGCUAUGUCUGUGGCUCUAUGGACCUUGGCGUCACGCUCCACGCCUUUGCCGACACCGCCUACUCCAAUGCAGACUGGGCGGGCUACCCUGACACUCGUCGCGCCACCUCGGGCUACUGUGUCUUCCUUGGACCCUCCCUCAUCUCGUGGUCGUCCAAGCGGCAGGCUACGGUUUAUCGCUCCAGUGCUGAGGCUGAGUAUCGUGUUGUGGCCAACGUCAUCGCCGAGUGA